This is a messenger RNA of Sebastes umbrosus (honeycomb rockfish), 6629 nucleotides long. RefSeq names its product membrane-associated guanylate kinase, WW and PDZ domain-containing protein 2 (gene magixb). The record is from RefSeq and is a predicted model, not a curated record. Gene Ontology annotation, molecular function: protein binding. Gene Ontology annotation, cellular component: cytoplasm. Bases 180 to 4703 code for a protein of 1507 amino acids. The transcript has 17 exons. NCBI's taxonomy places the organism in Eukaryota, Metazoa, Chordata, Actinopteri, Perciformes, Sebastidae. Gene Ontology annotation, biological process: signal transduction.
UCCCGUCAGCCGCUCACAUCGCCUCUGACUUUCUCUCUGGGAUACAUACAGUGGUGCCACAUCACUGCAUCCACACACUCACUGCUUUGCAUCACACAACAGGCUGCUGCUGCCUCACCUUUAAUCAACUCGUAUAUUUAAUCAGGCAUUAUUAUCAUUAUUUAACCUCAGUCGGGUCGAUGUAUAUAGACGCGUUCAAACGGAUCCUCUUUGAAAGGCUCAACUGCUUGAAGAGAAUGUGUGUGUGUCAGCGCCAGGGCAGCUCAUUUGCCAUGUCUAAGACAGCGGUGAAGAAGCUGCACUGGCGUUCCAAGGUGCAGGACAGCUUCGUCCCCUUGCUGGGCUCGUCGGGGGAGCUGGGGAUCGCCAUUGGUGGAGGAGCGGAUUAUGGAGAGUUUCCUUUUGUCACGUCGGCUCCGGGGGGCGGACUCACAGUGGGCGACAUCAUCCUAGAGAUCGGGGGAACGCCAGUGUUAGGGAUGACAUUAGGAGAUGUCCGUGGCGUCCUCAAUUCCUGCCCCCAUCCAAUCCGCAUCAAGACUGUGUCACCAGGCUCAUCAUUGUGCAAGGAUCUCAGGUUGUAUCUGAGCAAGUGUUUCACACCCGGCUCAGUGGACAGUCAGCUUCAGCAGGUCAUCAGAGAGAACCUCUACCUCCGCGCUGUACCUUGUACAACCAGACAGCCCAGAGAUGGGGAGAUCUCAGGCGUAGACUACAACUUUGUCUCCAUUGAAGAGUUCUUCUCCUUGGAGGAGUCGGGAGCGCUGCUCGAGAGUGGAAAGUUCAAAGGGAAUUACUACGGCACGCCUCGGCCCGUUCACAUCAGCGCGGAGAGCCCCCCCAUCACCUACCAAGAACACCGCAACCUGCUCAGAAACUUCCGCACACGCAGCAAAUCCCUCAGCAACCUGGAGAAGGCUGCAGAGGACGGAGGCUCUGCAGGUGUCAGCAGCAGCGUCCCUCCUAGUCAUCGGUCUCCCGGGCGACCCCGUGCGUCCAGCAGCGGGGAUGGUCGCGUCGUAGAGAACGGGAUCAUCGGCAGCAGAAGCGGUGCCAGGGUGAGAGGUGUGAUGCCUGAUCACUGGGACCAGGCCUUCAGUGACCCCGGAGAGUCUCACUACACAGACCGCACCCCAAAGAGGACCAACUGGCAGAGUCCUCGAGCCUCAAGCAGGGAGACCGUCUACAAAAAUGAAUGGUUCACGGAGCAGCCCGGGGAGCUCAGGGGUUUCCCCGUGCACACACACUUGAUCAAGGGCUCCAGGGGGUUUGGUUUCAAUAUUGUCGGGGGCAGCAGGCCAAGAGAGUUCCUCCAGGUCUACAGCGUGACUUCAAGCGGACCCUCAGCACUCAAGACAGCGGACAUCCUGGUGUACAUCAAUGACGUCUGUGUGUUGGGAGUCUCUCACAAAGAGGUGGUGGAGAUGCUCAAGUCGGUGUCAGUGGGCCACAGUGUGGACGUAGAGGUCACAAGAGGUUACCCCAUGCUCUACAACCCCGAUGGUUGUCCCAAGCAGCCCCCGCCAAGGCUGCUGGAUAGCGGCGACCCCAUCCUACCACCCACCACCACCCAGCCUCAGCCUCUUCACCAACUACCUCGCCUGCCGACACCCACUCCCCACACCCAGCACUUUAACUACAACGGGGUCCACAGCGACAUGAGCUACAUGGAGCCAGGCGUGACUCUUGACGCCAAUGGAAACGCCAUGUCUUUCGCUACCACACAGCUGCCCUCGUACAGACGCUCCAGUAUGAGCAACGCGCCCUCUCCCCCACCUGUGCGUCCUCCUCGUUCGCUGAGAAGUCUAGCCCGGCUGCAGUCGUUCGACCCGACGCUCGCCAGCCAGAGUGACAGCGAAGUUGUUUCUGCUAUUGGUUCACACAGGGCCUCAAUGAUCCGCAAUCACAACAAUAACUCCCUCUCAGCGCCCCCUCAUCCUUAUCAUUACGGCACGUCCAAGUCGUCUGAGAGUGACCUGUCCACCUGUACCCUGUCGGGGUCCCGGCUGCCCCUGCCUCAGUCCCCGGGGAGGCCCUCGUCCUCCCCCGGCGGCCCCCGCAGUGCCCACACCCGCCUCUUCAGACCGCAGCCCUCACACCUCAGACCUCCCGCCACCCCUGAGAGCCCCCGCCACCACAGAGGCUUCAACGGUUUCCAUGGCAACACCAGCCCCACUGCGAGUCCCAGCAGCGUGUCCUCUCCCGGGGCGAUGAGUGUGGGCAGCGGAGUUGGCAGCUUCAGCGGAGGGGAGCUGGUGCCAGUGGCCUUGGCCCAGACCGAAGGAGACCGAGGACUCGGCUUCAGCGUGAUGGCUGGCGGUCCAGGAAGCAGGAUGACUAUAGUGAAAAGAGUCUGGGACAGGAAGCAGUGCAGCUCCCUGCAGCCAGGGGAUGCUAUUGUCAAGAUCAACGGAGCAGAUGUCCAGAGUCUUAGUUUUGCACAGGUACAAACAGUUCUCCAGGAACACACCAAACAGGCAGAAGUCAUCUUGUUGGUUUACAGAGGAGGUGUCUAUCAUUCAACCAUCUCCCCCGGCUCCCACCGGAGACUCCCUCCGCCUCUCCUCCGCCCCCCUCCUCCACCUGUCGGUUCAGACAACUCCUCUUUGCUCCCAGAAGCUCUGCCUGUGCCCCGUACCUCCGUCAGCGCCCCUCCUUCCCCGGCCCCGAUGCGCUCCUCGCUGGUCCAGAGCACCAGCUUCUUGGAGUCGAUUCCGGUGACCCUCACCAUGGAGCCCAAAGACUGGAUCAACACGGGCCUGGAGGACGAGGCCGGCGGUGUCACGGUGCCUGACUCGGGUCUGGAGAGGCAGGGUGGCGAACGAACGCGGCCGCUCCGAGGGUUUGAUGUGGAGCUGAGGAGGAAGCAGGGAGAGGGCUUUGGAUUCGUCAUCGCCUCUCAGGAUGUGGAGAAUGGCAAAGCUGCUUCACUUCUCCCUCACCGGUUUGUGACGGUACGUCGAGGCAGCCCGGCGGCCAAGAGCGGUCAGAUCCGGCCCGGAGAUCGAUUAGAGGCCGUAGAGGGACGCUCGGUGGUGACCCUGCCUCAUCGGGAGCUCGCUCAGAUCCUUCGUCGAGCGGGAAACACGCUGCGCCUCACCAUCGUCCCCCGUCCCAGCACCUAUUCUUCAAGCCUUUCAGAAACUACUGAGUAUGACCCCGGUCACAGAAGCAAAAAAGGUCAGAGGUCGCGUCCAAAGCGUGACUCCAGGUAUUACAGCGUGGACCUGGAUCGUGGCCACUCAGGCUUCGGCUUCAGCCUCCGAGGGGGCAGCGAGUACAACAUGGGCCUCUAUGUCCUGGGACUGAUGGAGGGGGGGCCGGCCUCACGGAGCCUAAAAAUGCAGGUCAGUGAUCAGCUUGUGGAGAUCAAUGGGGACAGUACAGCAGGAAUGACCCACAGCCAGGCGGUGGAGCAGAUCCGUAGAGGAGGCCACCGCAUCCAUCUGGUCCUCAAGAGAGGAAACGGCUACGUCCCCGACUAUGGCCGUGAGCACAGAAUCGCCUCCCCCUCCCUCCUGCAUCACCCCAAGGAGCAGGGUCUGGCUGCAGUAGACUCCACCGGGCGGAAGGGGCGCAGCUCCAAGCAGAAGAGGAGAAGCAGGUCUUCGGAUGGACGCGAGAAGGAGAAAGGGACGGGAAGGAGCAGGAGAAGACGGGGCUCAGAGGGAGGAGGAAGCUCGGGUUUACAGAGCCCCGUCUCCGAGCUGGGAGAGAGCUCUCGGGAAGCUGGAGACAAGAGGAGGAGGAGGAGGAAAAAAGAGUCUCAGAGUUUACCCAGAGAUGCCCUCAGGAAUCAUGACGACAGUGACACAGACAGAGGGACGACGAGGGGGAGGAAAAGGGAGAGGGAGAGAGGAAGGAGCAAAAGCAGAGGGAGGAAAAGUAGAAGUGAGGAGAGGGAGAGAGGGAGGAGCAAAAGCAGAGGGAGGAAAAGUAGAAGUGAGGAGAGGGAGAGAGGAAGGAGCAAAAGCAGAGAGAGGAAAAGUAGAAGUGAGGAGAGGGUGAGGGAGGCAGAGGUUGAGGAGACCGAGGAGGUAGAGCAGGAGCAGGAGGUGCCUGCUGUUGAGGAAAAGGUGGAAGAAAGGGUGGUGGAGGAAGAGGUGGAGGAGAGAGUGAGUAUAGAGAAAGACGGGAGUGAAGAGGAUGUUAUCUUACCCAUUCCAAGUCCUGACCAAAAGCUUCCCAGACCCAAAGAAAACUGGGAAGUGGAGUACGAUGAAAACUUGGACUUGGCAGCAGAGUACAGGGAACUGAGGAAAGAGCAAGAGAUGGAGCAGGACAGGCCACGGGAUGAUUACAGGGAACGUAGAGAGACAGAACUGAAAGACGACGAUGCACAGAGCUGGGGUGUCGAGAGGCCUUUACCAAGCGUCGCUGUGAUAGAUCCGGUGUCACAGAGAGAGCCCUUCUCCUUCCUCACCUCCACACUGUCCCUAGAGCAGCCAGGGGACGACAAUGAUUCAGAGUCUGGAGGCAGCCAAUCUGACGGCAGCAUGUCCGCUGCUGCCAGCAUCUCAGGCCUUUCUCUGGCCGCGACGGAAGCUGGCGGGCGCAGGGCCGAGGUGCUCCCGGGCCCUUGGCUCACACCCAGCCGGGAGAGGGUUGCUCAGGUCUCGGGGGAGGGGAACGGGCGUCCCGGCAGUCGGACAGGGCGGGGAGGAGGGAGAAGCGCUCUCUCUCGGCUUUUUAACAGGAAGUAGAGCAGCUGAAUGAUCCGAUGCUAUCAGUGUCACACUGUUAGACCUCGACUUCUGCAGCUACCCACACUACCAACAUUUUCUCUCAGUCACUUUGAUAUCUACAGUAGUAUGAAGUCAUAUUCUUUGUGCCUUUUUACAGCUGACCUCUGGCUGAUGUUAAAUGUUCAAUAUUUAACUUGUAAAUGACACCAACAUGGUAAAGUAAUUAUGUCUGUUUUGCUGGUGAAACAACGAUAACAUUGUCUUUUUUUUUACCUCAGGCACCUCAUUAUGUUUCACUCCUCUUUUAACAUUUAUUAUAGCUGUUUCCAGGACAACAAGGUAUUUCAGACACCUUGGUUUAACCUACUUCCUAUCUCUCACUCACUUCUCUGCACCUCUGUCUUCACACCACUUCAGCAGAGCAAUCCUCUCUGAAUUGCCGCCCCCUACUGUACAAAGACUGCAUAGACAUUCACUUAUACCUCAUGAAGAUACUGAGCAAUAAUAAUGCAACUGUCCGAGACUAUCAGCCAUCCAUUUCCAUCCUGCGCCACGUCGAUCUGGUCUGAGAGGAAACAGUGUGUUUGUACAAUAUCCUCUUUGUCUUAUGUGGACAUUUGUAACCUUGUUCCAUAUAACUGAAUAUUUGAUUGUGACAAUGCAAAUCCCUUUUGACAGCAGCAGGUGUGAAAUCUAUAUUCUGUAAAUAUUUGUAGAGAAAUAAAUGACAGAGCCUAUUGUAAAUACUACACUAACUGGAGCCAAGCCCUGAUGUGUAUUACUGUAUUGUGAUACAUCAUGAUAAAUCUAAAUAUAUAUAUAUAUAUGAAUAUAUGCAGUAUAUCUAUAUAUUACAUACAGCUACCCAGUCAUAUUAUUGUGUGAUGAGAAAAUUUAAAUUGGUAUAUAGCUUUCGUGAUGGCGCAAAAUGUAAACACAGACUAUAAGAACUAUAUAUUGUACCUGCCCUAUUCAUAAAUGAAUGUUUUGUAACAUGCUGCUUGAGUGUGGAUUAGGAUGUCGUACCCUACUUCAAAAGUCAGCAAAAAGAUGCCAAAAAUAUGCAUCCGGUGUGCAUAUUUCCAGUACUGUUAAUAUUGUGUAUGUGGGGUCAGAACAAAAACACUAGAGAGUGCUCUGUGCCCGUCGUGCCACGUACAGUUGCCUUGGUAACAUAAACCACUUUAUCCUAACCACUGGUUUUUCUUACUGUGAAAACCCCUCGCUCUGAGGUCUCUAAUACAAGAGAGUAGGGCAGGACGUUUAGUCAUUUCAGUCAUGCCAAAUAAAAAAGGCCCUUACUGUAAAUCCACAAUAACAAUAAUAAUCAUAAGCCUCUGCAGAAUCUGAGCUCAGUGUCGCGUCUAAGAUGGCAAAAUAGCAGAUCAUUUUGUUUUGCUCUCUUUUGUUAUGAUAAGAAAUACAGGCUGAAUGGAUACUGUGAGAUGUUAUUUUUCUAUGAAAUUAUCUUUUUUGAAAUACUCAGGUUUUCUGCUCUAGAUAAGCCAUUAGGAAGAAAAGCUACAAAGUGACUUCACACCAUUUUUCAUAUUAUUUAAAUGUUAAAAUCAAUGUUGUGUUGAUUCUUUAUGGCAGCAUUUGGAGACGCAGACUGUUACGGAUGUUUGUUACCAGCCCAUAAUAUAUACUGUAAGUGAAGUCCUUCAAACCACAGAACUGAAAUGAAUUGCUCGGUGUUGUCCCUGCCCAUGUGUUUGCAUUGCUGUUCUGCCCAGAUAUGGCAGCACAGUGACCAAACCAACCUACUGUACUCCCCAACCAAUGACCAUACAGAGUAGCUUGGUAUAGCCUAUAUGUAAGACUUAUUUUAUAACGUUUGCUAUAAUGUUCUUUUUUUAGACAUUUAAUUUCCUAAAGGGGAUUAUAUGGCCGGACUGUAAACACAUUCUAAUAAAACUGCAAAUAAACUGCUGAACCAAUUUC